Fusarium oxysporum Fo47 is the source of this 851-nucleotide messenger RNA. Its product is annotated as cytochrome c oxidase subunit VI. Gene Ontology annotation, cellular component: mitochondrial inner membrane. The transcript has 4 exons. Bases 160 to 600 code for a protein of 146 amino acids. Gene Ontology annotation, biological process: mitochondrial electron transport, cytochrome c to oxygen. NCBI's taxonomy places the organism in Eukaryota, Fungi, Ascomycota, Sordariomycetes, Hypocreales, Nectriaceae. The record is from RefSeq and is a predicted model, not a curated record.
CGCCUUAGUCAUCAAUCCUCAGCCCAUCCUCUCGCCCAAACAACUCUGCAGUCAUCACCCGAGCCGGAAAAAGCCAGCCCACUACCUCUACCAAUACACGACUUGUCUCCGACAACAGACAUCACCAGUCUCCGACAACAGACGCCUCUCCUCUCCAACAUGUCUGCCUUCAUUCGUGUCGCCCGUAGCGUUCGCGCUGCUCCCAUUCGACCUGCCGUCCAGCCCCUGGUUGCCCGCUCGGCCGUUGCCCACUUCACCACCUCGAUUCCCCGACGAAGCGAGCACGCCGAGGAGACCUUUGAGGAGUUCUCUGCCAGGUUCGAGAAGGAGUUUGAUGGUGUUCAAGACGUUUUCGAGCUUCAGCGCAACCUCAACAACGCCUUCGCUUACGAUCUCGUCCCUGCCCCCUCGGUGAUCGCUGCCGCCCUUAAAGCCGCCCGAAGGGUUAACGACUUCGGCACUGCCGUCCGCAUCUUCGAAGGUAUCAAGACCAAGGUUGAGAACAAGGGCCAGUACGAGCAGUACCUUGAGGAACUCAAGCCCCUUCGAGAAGAGCUUGGUGUGUUGCUCAAGGAGGAGCUGUACCCUGAGGAAAAGUAGAUUGUCCCCUGGUCUCAGUGUUCUGAGCCUUGUGUAUACUGGAUGUUGGCCGAAACGGAAGAGAAUUUCAGACCCAAGAGGUAGACGGGGGAGUUUGGUUGUGGCAGCCCCAAAUCGAUUGUGUUAUAGCCUUAAGUGCGACUUGGCGACGCUUGCUCUUUGCUAAUCUCCUCCAAUGUUGAGAGUUUUUUGUAUAUCUGAAGUUCGUUGUUCAUCCACUUGAGUGACUUAUCCUCCACCUUGACUGAAGC